AUAAGCGCUCCCAGUCCCCCGGUGUUGGCUAGCGAUCGUACGUAGUUCGUCUUUCGUUGGAGCACACACCGCUUCUCCCAGUAAGCGAUGUGAAAGGCGAUUAAUUCGUUACGGCAACGGUUGCUAUACGGUUCAGCUCUAUUUUACUGUUCGUCGUGCGUGUUUUUGUGUGCGCGCCCCCUUUUGGUGUUGGAAGAUCGUUGGUACACCAAAGCGUCGUGUGUUUGUUCAUUAGUCAUCGUUAGAAGACAGCGCUUAGAUUACCACCGUUUUAUCCGCUUUCGUGCAUAGGACUUUCUUCAUGUUACAAAAAAAAAACAGAUAAUGUGUAAUUCCGUGUGUAGGUAACUCUUGAAAAUGUAUAUUCUAUGUGUUUGUACGUGUGUGAUUUCCUAUGUGAGUGUCUGUUAGUGUGCGUGUUGAAAGUUUUGCAAUUUGACCGAUAAAAAACGUGAAUUUGAGAAAAAAAGGAAAUUGCAUUAAAAAACAUUGCAUUGGGGCAUUCGAAAAGACUCUCAAAAAUUAAACUCUACUAUAAAUCUGCGCCACUUAGCGCGUAUCGGAUCGUUAAGAGAGUUUCUACCGUAUACGGUAGACGAAAAAAGGCUUCACCAUUCGGGUUAAGAAUCGAGAACCUGUGCCGGUGUACGCGGCGAUGGAGCCAAGUGUUUGCCGGACAGAACGGGACACUGACUCCGACCUUGGCGAUGAUUCACCGUUGUCCCACACGGCAGACGAACACUCCGAUCGCGAGACGGAUCCCGGCCGGGACGGUGAGUCGAGCGACGAGGGCGUUAAUGUGAAUCGCCCGUCGCCGGACGCAAAGAUGACAUCCGGCAUGGAGUUUGGCAGAAGUCCAGACCAUCACUCGGAGCUAAGCCAGGCAACGGCCGCUGCAGCAGCGGCAGCCGCAGCAGCAGCCGCAGCCGCCCAGUUCGGGGCCAACCAUCCGCUGGGCGUGCUGAGCAAUCUGACGGCGCUCAACAUGAACGUACCGGGGCUGUCCGGGCUGGCGUCGGGGCUGGCUGCGGGACACCAUGGGGACGUGCUCGAAAAGCUGAAAAUGCAGGUGCGCGACAUGAAGGUGGGCGCACUGAUGGGCGAACAAAUGGCGGCUGACUUUGCGGCGCUCCAUGCUGCCUCGUCGCCGUUCGGGGCCGCUCUCGCCGCCAGCACUGCCAACGGAGCCGGCAACGGCAUGGGCAUGUUCGGUUCCGGUAGAGAUGAUGCACGGGGUGGAAGUGGUGGGAGUGGUUCUAGUGGUGGUUCUAUGAAUGUUGGCAGCGGCGGAGGAGGAGGAGGUGGAGCUGCUGGAGGAGGUUCACAAGCGCAGACGGGGCCACAGAAUGGGAGCAAUUUUUCCUUCACCCUUCCGAAUGCACCGAUCAGCAAGGAUGGCAAUCCCGGUUCCAAUUCGUCAACCUCGAGUGAAACGUCGAACUCGUCGCAACAAAACAACGGCUGGAGCUUCGAGGAGCAAUUCAAACAAGUACGACAGGUAAGCCACCAACACAAAGCGCUAAAUCGGAACAGUGUAUGGCUAACACUAUACGAAAUCAACGAUGACCCGAAGCGGAAGGAAUUUCUGGACGAUCUGUUCCUGUUCAUGCAAAAGCGAGGCACUCCCAUCAACCGUUUGCCGAUCAUGGCCAAAUCGGUGCUGGAUCUGUACGAGCUGUACAACCUCGUUAUCGCACGCGGAGGGCUUGUCGACGUUAUCAACAAAAAGCUGUGGCAAGAAAUCAUCAAAGGACUGCAUCUACCUUCCAGCAUCACCAGCGCUGCAUUUACCCUACGAACACAGUACAUGAAGUAUCUCUAUCCGUACGAGUGCGAGAAGAAGAACCUGAGCACACCGGCAGAACUGCAGGCGGCCAUCGAUGGAAACCGGCGCGAGGGUCGUCGCUCUAGCUAUGGCCAGUUUGAUUCGCCCUCAGUGCAACGUUCGCCGAUUCCGCAAGGCAUUUCCCAGAUGCCGCCCCUGUCGCUGGUGUCGCACGUCAACCAGCAGCAGCACCAUCACCGGCUGCUGCCACCGGUCGGCCAAAUACCGAACAUGCUGCCGGCCGAGUUCGAGCAGCGCAUGCUGAACUACAUCAAGAUGUUCCAGCCGAAGGAGAUGGGCCGCUCGCAGAGCCCGGACAAGCUGUCCGCCCUGAACGCGAUCGACAUUUCGCGCGUCGCCCUGUGGAACAUGUACAACCCCAGCCCGAACAGUCCACCGAACUCGCUCAACACUAGCCCGGAAAACAACAUGCAAAGUGCUCUCGAUCUGUCGGAAUCGCCCGAUCAUGCAAUGGCAGCGAUCAAACGUGAACGGGACCAUCCGGUCGACUUUAGCGAUCCGCGUGACUACGGCAACGGGCUGGGACCGCCGGCCAAGCGCAGCCACCAUCAUCACCACUCGCACCAUCACAACCGCUCGCUAACGCCCCAGAAGCUAAACAGUUCCUCGCAGGACGAAGAUGACGCCCGGUCGGACAGUACACCGGUCAACCUGCGCGAGAAUGGAUCGCACGGCCGUCGUGCCACGCUUGAUGACGACGGUGACGACGAGGAAGACGAAAUGGAGGACGAAACGACCGACGAGGACAUGCUGCGGGCAUCGUUUGCUGCGGCCGCCGCCGCCGCUGCCGUCAACCAGCACCCGCUCGCGCUCAGCCUUGCAGAUCACCAUCUUCAACAGCAGCAGCAGCAGCAACAACAACAGCAGCAGCAGCAACGUGAGCGAGAACGUAUUCAGCAGCAAGUGGCCGCCCAGCAACAGCAGCAGCAGCAGCGCGAACAGCAACACAGUCUCGCCACGCUCGAUCUGAGCAUACUGGACCGCGAGCGGCUACGCUGUGACAGUGCCGACAAGCUGAAGCGCCAAAGCCAACAACAGCAGCAACAGCAGCAACAGCAACAACAGCAGCAGCUGUUGGAUCAGCAUCAUCUGCACCAAAGGCAAUUGCAGCACCAGCAGCAGGCGCGUGUUGCGCGCGAACUGCGCAAGCACGAGAACGGCGAUCGGCUCAGCCUGACGCCGGACAGCAGCGAGCUGCUGCACCACUCGAAGAAUCAUCUAUCGACGAGCGGUGGCGGUGGUGGAGCCGGUAGCGAUCCGUUCAGCUCUCCGCUUGGCAUUACCGGCAUGCAGUUUAAGCUGAUCAGUCGAGGCGACGCUAGCAAAGGCGACCAGAAGCUGGUGGUCACGAUGGAGUUCAAUGGCGUCCAGUACGAGGGUGUCCUGUUCGCGAACCCGCUCUCCUCCGCCAACCUGUCAGCGCCGCCGGCCUCGACGCCGCCCUCCUCGUCCGUGUCGGCUACUUCGGCCUCCCCGAUCGGUUCCAUGGUAUCGCCGGUCAAAUCGAGUGCCGCCGCCCACAUCGCGUCACCCCUCGACGAGCGUGAUUCGUCCGCGUCCGCGAACAUUGACGUGGCGGCGAUGGGCAGUGCACUGGCAGCAACCGCAACCGUGACCAGCAACGCCAGCAGUAAUGCCACCUGCAUCCAGCAGCAACCACUGGACGGUGCAGUAACGCCACCAGCAGCCCUCUCGAUCACUGCACCUUCGGUUGGUGCCUCAAGCCCUGCCAGGUCGUUAGUUUCAUAGGCUAGCAAAGACGCUUCGACGACCUCCCUCCCAAGCGCUCUCUUUUCCCUUCACUCUCUCCCUCUCACUCUCUCUAUCUCUUCUUCUCUCUUUAUCAAGACAAGAGAACGGCUCGCUGAAAAGGAUAUAAAAACGAUAGGAUUACAAAAAAGGCGCUCUCUUCUAUAUGAUCCUCACCUCACCUCGCUUCUGGUUUAGCGUUUAAAUGCGUUACAAGUCCGCUUUCCCUCUUUGUUUGUGCCCCGGGGAGGGGGAGAUGGGAGGAUUGGAAGCUUAGCAGUAGCUCCGAUAGAGAUGCUAUUUUAUUUUUUUAAUGUUAUAAUACACACACGUACAUACAGCAUGUACACGAAUGUUUGUAAGCAAAGGGAGUAACUUAUACUGUUAGCAAGGUUAGCGCGUAAACGAAUUGCGAUUGAUACGGGCCGCCCCUUCCUAUAUCGUUUUAUCGACUUAACAUGAUAUCCUUGUAGAGUUCACACACACAUACACGGUUUAUGAUAUAUUAUAUACAUAGAAGGUACGUUUUUUAUCAUUUCAUCCGCAUAACGUGCGGAGUGUUAAGCGUAAGGUGAUCGUCGAUAAUUUUGUGACUCGAAAUGUUUCUCUUAAAAAACUGUUCCAUAGUGCAGCUAAAGCAUUCGAGUGCAUGUCACAGUGUGUGCAGCAUUGUACAAUUACGGCGAGACACUGAGAGGAGGGAUUAAGGAUAUAAGGAGAGCGAGCGCAUUAUAAAACGACUUACUCUCUAUCUCUCUCUCACCUACUGAACGAUGAUCAAAAUAUAACUGAUAGCGAACAAAAAGCAAGCGCAUCGAGAAUAGAGGAGCAAAAGAUGCAGAAAAAGCUUAACGAAUAUAGUCUCUAGCCUAGGAGUGUUCGAUGGUAUAGUUUUUUUUGUGGUAGUGUUAGUAGCAAGUAGGAAUGUUUUACGAAAAUGUCUUCUUUACUUAACUUUUAUUGCAAUGUUGUGCGUGUAUUUUUUUAAUUAUAUCGAACGCGUUCGAAAGCGCAUUUGGAUAGGCUUAGAGGAGGGACAAACAGAGGAGAGAGUGAGUGAGAGAGAAAUAAAGAGAGAGAUACAGAGAGAGAGAGAGAGAGAAACAGAGGCAAAUGUCCUGAGAUACUAAACCCUCGCGAACGAUUUAAUUAAGUGCUUAAGUUUUACUCUUACUGUCCCUUUUUUUAUUUCGCAUUAAAAUUAUAAACCCAUCGGAUACACACAUAGUUAGGUGGAGAUGGCAAAUAGUUUUAUUAUUUUUUAUAUCAUCCUCUUUCUUCCUUCUUUUGCAUUCUUCGGUACUUUUCCUUUUUUUGUUUUUAAUUUGCUCUUCUUCCGAACCAAAAAUUAUGUUUAAUAAGCCAAUGGAUGAUUGCAACGUGUACGUGUUUUCUUUAACACUGUGUUAAGUGUGCUUUUUUUCUACGAACCUAUUUCCCUUAUUUACUUCUGCUCUUCUCCUGUACAAACACUUUACACCGGACACUGGUGCUUAAAUAAGAAAUCAUGAACAUGAUACAGAGCUAAACAAAGCAGGACACACGUUUAUACGAAAUUGUAUUUUGUAGUUUCUUUAAUUGUGUUUUAGUGUUUCCGUUUUCUUGUUCUUUUUUUUACAAAAUCAGAAAGCUAGCCAAAAAGAAAAAGAAAAAAAUACGGAACGCUUAGUAGUAGUAGUAGCGCGCGUUAGUGGAGAGUAGGGAAUUUGCUCUCGUAGUACACGACAUAGGUUGGUUUAAUAAUGUAGCAAUCCAUUAGCACAGCAUACAAAAACAAUAACUUGUACAAUAUACAUAAGCGAUAGGGUGGUCGACAGAGAGACAAACAAGGGGGCAGGAAUGUGUGACUUAACAUUCGUCAGAAAAGAAAAGCAAAAAAUAUGCAUACUGAAUCUAGCCAGAGCAAGCAAAAAUGAUGAAAAAGAAAACGGGAAUAUAUGCAACUACAUUAAUCAGCAAUCUUUGUAGCACUAUGACUAAAGCAAAAAAUAUGCAAAGCCCCCCCGAAUUAGGCGUAUAAUGUUUAGCUCUAUGCAGCUGCCACUAAAAGCAGUAAUAGAAGUAGUAGUAGUAGUAGUGGUAGUACAGGUAGUAGUGACAGAUAGUGAUAGUGAAAUUAUUCAAAGUUGCAUAUAAUUCAUGUGGCGCUUUUUCCAGACCCACCCACAACAUCCCACAUAAGUCGGCGCUGGUAGGAUGAGUUUUUCCCUCCUCUUUCUCUUCAUUGUCGUUUCGUUAGUUGCAUACCACGUUAGGGCAUAGCAGGCGGCUGUUCAGUUUUCCGUUCCGUCCCGCGGAGACGCGGCACAGUGUGUGUGUGUGUGCGUCUGCUGUUGCUGCUGCCAUGUGCGUGUCGAUGUGUGGCUCCAGUAAGCGAAUGUUAGUAGGGUGGGGGAAGGGGGGAAUGGGGGGUUCGAAGAGACAAUGUGCUCUCUGUUACACCUUUCCCUAUAAUAUUUGAAAUAAAUUAAUGCACUUGUAUUAAAAC
Anopheles arabiensis is the source of this 6083-nucleotide messenger RNA. RefSeq names its product protein dead ringer-like. Gene Ontology annotation, molecular function: DNA binding. The transcript is spliced from 12 exons. The record is from RefSeq and is a predicted model, not a curated record. The coding region runs from base 656 to 3595 and encodes 979 amino acids. Gene Ontology annotation, cellular component: nucleus. Gene Ontology annotation, biological process: regulation of transcription by RNA polymerase II. NCBI's taxonomy places the organism in Eukaryota, Metazoa, Arthropoda, Insecta, Diptera, Culicidae.